UCAAUAGCUGUUUGAAACCCUAGCGCACAUAUUUGAAUUGGAUCAGUUAGGGACGUGAUUAGGGGGGCUUUUUAAGACUUUCGGAAUGGCAGAAGAAUCUGCUGUCAAAGUUUGUGUUAGGGUCCGACCUCUCAUAGAAAGGGAGGAGGCAGCAGCGGAAAAUGCGGAGCCGGUACAGCUGUACUGGAAGGCUGAUAAACAAGCCAUCCAUCAGGUUGAUGAUGGAAACCUCACAAAAAGCUACAACUUUGACAGAGUCUUCAGUUCAGAGGAAAACACCAAACAGCUGUACCAGGACAUUGCAAAGUCGCUGGUGGUGUCCACUGUUGAGGGUUAUAAUGGCACCAUAUUUGCAUACGGGCAGACUUCAUCUGGGAAGACGUUCACGAUGAUGGGGAGCAGCCUCAUACCAGGUGUCAUCCCACUGGCUAUGGAGGAUGUCUUCCAGACUAUCAAAAAUUGUUCCAAGAAGGAGUUUCUUCUCCGAGUGAGUUACAUGGAGAUCUACAAUGAGACGGUCACAGACCUGUUGUGUGACAGCUGGAAGAGGAAACCAUUAGAGAUCCGCGAGGGCAACUAUAAAAAUGUCUAUGUGGCUGAUCUUACAGAGGAGUUAGUGACGUCACCUGAACAAGCACUGGCCUGGAUCCGCAAAGGAGAAAAGAACCGCCACUAUGGAAAGACGAAGAUGAAUGAGCGAAGCAGUCGCUCUCACGCCAUCUUCCGUAUGAUCCUUGAAAGUCGAGAGUUGAGCGAUCCAACCUCAGGAGAGAUCUCCGACGGUGCCAUCAUCGUGUCCCACUUGAAUCUGGUGGAUCUGGCUGGAGCCGAGCGAGCGAGUCAGACUGGAGCAGAUGGUACUCGCUUAAAAGAGGGAUGCAACAUCAACCGCAGUCUCUUCACUCUGGGCCAAGUCAUCAAGAAGCUGUCGGAUGAAAAUCAGAAGGGUUUCUGCAACUACAGAGACAGCAAGCUGACACGCAUCCUGCAGAACUCGCUUGGGGGCAAUGCCAAGACGGUCAUUAUCUGUACCAUCACCCCAGCUACACUGGAAGAGACCAUCAGCACACUGCAGUUUGCAAGCGCAGCAAAGCGCAUGAAGAACGAUCCACACGUAACCGAGGUGUCUGACGACGGUGCCCUGCUGAGACGCUACAGGAACGAGAUCAACGAGCUCAAACAACGUCUGCAGGAGGUUUCAUCCGUUACCAAGACGACGGUGAAUGAGAAGCAGAGCCUGUGCCAGAUGCUGCAGGAGAAGGAACAGCUGCAGCGGGAGCAGGAGGACCGCAUCCGCAACCUCACCAAGCUGCUGGUCACCUCCAACGUUGUCCUUGUCAAGAAGAUUCCGAAGAGACGCAUGACAUGGGGUGGUAAGCUGUUACAGGCUGCCCUCCCCACCGAUCAGCUAGAAGAGCUGGACACUAGCGGCCUCGUGGAGCCCUUCGUCAAGCAACGCAGGGUGGAUCUUUCAGCCAUCGUAGAGCAAGAGGACAUGGAGGAGUUUGAUGGGCGCUGGGAAAUUCCUUUGGAACGAACUCUUGACCUGGAACUGAAUCAGAGCAGUGUGACCACGCGGAACUUUUCAGAUAGUGACUACUCCCCACAUGUUUCUGAAAUGAAUGGAAGACUGUCCAGCCUGGAGGAGCAACUGGAGAAGGCAUCUCAGCUUAGACAGGAGGUGCAGCAACAGCUUGAGAAGGCAGUGCAAGAGAAACAGGAGUUGCACCUUCAACUAGAGAAGGAGGCCCAGGAGAAACAGGAGUUGCACCUUCAACUACAGAAGGAGGCUCAGGAGAAGCAGGAGUUGUACCUUCAGCUAAAGCUAGAGACAGAGACAGAAGGAGGCUCAAGAGAAAAAGGAGUUGCACCUUCAACUAGAGAAGGAGGUUCAGGAGAAACAGGAGUUGCUCCUUCAGCUAGAAGCAGAGAAGAAGGAGGUUCAGGAGAAACAGGAGUUGCACCUUCAACUACAGAAGGACGCUCAGGAGAAGCAGGAGUUGCACCUUCACUAGAGACAAAGAAGGAGGAGGUGCAGGAGAAGCAGGAGUUGUUCCUUCAACUAGAGACGGAGAAGAAGGAGGUGCAGGAGCAGCUUGAGCUGGAGGUGCUGCAGAGACAGGAGGCCAUGAAGAGGGCGGCGGAGCUCGAGAAGAAAGUGAUCGAGCUCGAGCAGCAGCAAGAAGCCACACCGCACGACACAUCCGGUUACGCCAGUGAACGGUUCAAGAGAGACUUCGGCGACACCCUCCAGCUGUGUGAAUCUCUGACCGUUGAGAAAGAAAGGCUGGAGGCUGAGCGGGACCUCUUCAUGAGGGAGUUUCAGGUGGCCAGCGAGGAAAUCGAGCGGCUGAAGCGGGACGGCGAGCGCCUGCAGGAGCAACUGGUUGAGAGGAGUGAGGACGACGAGUUCGAGUGUCUGGAGAAGGAGAGCAGGAGGGAGUAUGAGCAAGAGCUUCUGGCUGAGAUCACUGCCUUGAAGAAAGCAGCAGAGGACUCAGACAUCCAGGCUCAACAUCUCAAGGCGGAGCUGGCGACCUUCUCCGACCUGCAGGGCGAUAAGGACCUGGUGCAGGAGAUGAAGCGCCUGCAGCGCUCCGUGGACGAUGCCGAGUGCAUCAGCCGUGACACCAAGAAGGAGUGGGCCUUCCUGCGCUCGGAAAAUCUAGCCCUCAAAGAAAGAGAUGAUGUGUUCAGUGCGGACCACCAGCACAUGCAGUCAGAGCUGCACAGUGUGCAGGCGCAGCUGGAGGCAGGGAAGACCCGCUUCAAGAAGAUGCAGACUGAUCUGCAGAAGGAGCUGAUGGGGGCGUUUGAUGAAAACACCAAACUCACUGCUCUCCUCGAUGGGAAAGUCCCUAAAAAUCUAGUGGAUAGUGUCACUUUGGAGCGAACCGUGUCCGAGCUGAAGAAAGAGCUGGAACAGCACAGGCAACAUGAAGAAGAGCUGAAGAAUGAUCUGGAACGAAAGGUCAACAGCCUCACCCAACAGGUGUGUGAGUUGACAGAGCAUCUUUGCCAGAUGCAGACAGAACGAGAGGAGCUCCUGUCAUCUCAUCAGAGUAGCCAAGAGCAGCAGCAACAGGAACUUCAGAAGGCUCACGAGCAGCAGGAGCAGCUUAAAGAGGAACUCCUGAGGGCCCAGGACCUGCUCCAAGAGGCGCUUCAUAAGGCACAAGAAGAGCAACAACAGGACCUUCUGAAAGCUGAAGAACAGCAACAGCAGCUUGAAGAGAAUCAGGAAAUGUCAAACCAGGAGCUUCUGAGAGCCCAGGAACAGCUGGAAAAACUACAGCAGGAACUCCAGAAGGCCCAGGAACACAAGGAGAUGUUGCAACAGGAACUUCACAAGGCUCAAGAUCAGUCACAGGAGCUCCAGCAGCUACAGAACUCCCAGGAGCAGCAUCAACAGGAGCUACUGAAAGCCCAUGAACAUCAACAAGAGGAACUCCAAAAGGCCAAAGAACUGUUGCAUCAGGACCUUCAAUCUGCCAAGGAAGAGCAGGAGAAGCUGCAGCUAGAGCUACAGAAGGCCAAGGAAGAGCAAGAGAAACUGCAUCUAGAGCUACAGAAGGCCUUGGAGCAACAGGAAACCUUGCAGCAGGACCUUGACAAAGCUCAAGAGCAUCAGGAGGCAGAGUUCCAGAGAGCCCAAGAGCAGCUGCAACAGGAGCUCCAGGAGGCUCGCCAACAGCUACAGGAUCGCUCUAUUUCCCAGGAGCCUGGUGUGUGCUCCGAGGAGCUGGAGAAGCUCCGUUCUGACCUAAGUGCUCUCACGGCACAGAGAGCAGAGCUGCAGGAGAUACUAGAGGGUGUGAGAGAGGAGAAGAAUCAGCUGAAGAGUGACCUGGAGGAAAGCGUGGACAUGUGUGUGCAGACCCAGUCUGAGCUCCAGCAGCUGCAGAGCAGGUUGUCAUCCAGUUCCAGUGCAACAGACGAGCAGCUUCAGGAGCUGGAAGAGUUGAGGCAGGAGAAGCAGCAACUCCAGACUGACAUUCAGGAGAAUGUGGAUAUGAUGAUUGAGAACCAGACUGAGUUGAGAGAGGCCCUGGACAAGGUCAGAGAACUGGAGCGCCAGCUAGCCACCCCCAGUCUCUCUAGUACCACUACCCAGGUAGUCACACAUGCCACAGAGAACUCUCUGGAGAUCGUUGCUGAACGAGACCGUCUCUGUUCUGAGGUGGCCUCCCUCACUGCAGAGAGAGACCAGCUAAAGACGAGUCAGAAUGAGGGAGGGCAGGAGGUCCAAGAGCUGCAGGAGGCCUUGCGACAGGAGGCCCAAGAGCUGCAGGAGGCCUUACGACAGGAGCUCCUCAAGGUUCAAGAGGAGGAGCAGCAGCAAAAAGAGGACGAACUCCAGCGAGUCCGAGAGCAGUUGCAGCAGGAGCUCCAGAAGGCUCAAGAAAAUCAACCGCAAGAGCUCCUCCAGGCACAAGAGCAGCAGCGUCACUUAGAAGAAAAACUUCAGAAGGCUGAGGACCUCUUGCAGCAGGAGCUCCAGAAAGCCCAGGAAGAGCAGGAGAGUCUGCAACAGAAGCUACAUAAGGCUGAGGAGCAGAGGGAGACACUGCAGCGCCAGCUUUGUGAAAUUCAGGAGCAGCAGCAGCACAAGGAGGAGGAGCUCCAUAGAAGCCAAGAGCUGAAACAAGAGCUCCAACACACCUGCGAGACGCGUGAGAUGUCACAGGAACAGCUGCCUCACCAGGAAGAUCAGGGACUGCUCCAACAGGAGCUUCAUAAGGCCCAGGAGCAACAUCAGCAGGAGCUAAUGAAAGCCCAACAGCAGCAACAGGGUCUUGAGGAAGAGCUGAACACGGCUCUAGAGCAACAGCUAACUCUUGAGAAAGAUCUCCAGAACGCCAGAGAGCUGCAGGAACAGUUGCAGCAGGAACUACAGGAGGCUCGACAGCAUCACGCCCAGGAAGUACUGAAAGCCCAAGAGCAGCAACAGCGCUUUGAGGAAGAGCUCCGUAAAAAUGAAGAGUUGUUGCAGCAGGAGCUUCAGAGAGGACGGGAACAGCAAGAGAAGCUGCAGGAAGAUCUUCAGAAGGCUCGAGAGCAGUUACAGGAUCACUCCACCCCUCAGAACUCAGAGGUAGCCUCCGGAGAGGUGGAGAGACUGCGCUCCGACCUGAGCUCAGUCACGACACAGAGCGCAGAGCUGCAGGAGAUACUGGAAGGGCUUAGGGAGGAGAAGAACCAGCUGAAGAGAGAUCUUGAGGAGAACACGGACAUGGCUCAGGAGCAGCUGGAGGAGCUGAGGCAGGAGAAGAGACAGAUACAGACAGAUCUGCAGAACAACAUGGAUAAAGCCAGUGAACUCCAGGCACAGCUGCAGUGUGUGACUGAGGAAAGGCAGCGUCUACUGGGGGAUAAUGAGGCCGCGCAAACCCUCCAGGAGGAGGUGGAUCAGCUCCGAGCUGAAAUCGUGUCCCUGGCUGCAGACAGACAACAGCUGGAGGAGAGACUGAGGGAGGAGGAGAAGAAGCACUCUGAGGAGGUGCAGGAGCUCCGUGCGGAGAAGGAGCAGCAAACCGCAGCUGCUGUGGAGAGCUCUGAGGAGCUGGAGAGGCUGCGCUCAGACCUCGCUGCCCUCGAUGCCCAAAGAGCAGAGCUGCAGGACACACUGCAGGAAGUCCGAGAGGAGAAGAGCCAACUCCAGAGAGACCUGGAGGAGAAUGUUGACAUGGCUCAGGAGCAGCUGAACGAGCUGGAGGAGAUGAGACAGGAGAAGAGGCAACUGCAGACGGAUCUUCAGAACAACAUGGAAAGAGCCAGUGAACUCCAGGCACAGCUGCAGUGUGUGACUGAGGAAAGGCAGCGUCUACUGGGGGAUAAUGAGGCCGCGCAAACCCUCCAGGAGGAGGUGGAUCAGCUCCGAGCUGAAAUCUCGUCCCUGGCUGCAGACAGACAACAGCUGGAGGAGAGACUGAGGGAGGAGGAGAAGAAGCACUCUGAGGAGGUGCAGGAGCUCCGUGCGGAGAAGGAGCAGCACACCGCAGCUGCUGUGGAGAGCUCUGAGGAGCUGGAGAGGCUGCGCUCAGACCUCGGUGCCCUCGAUGCCCAAAGAGCAGAGCUGCAGGACACACUGCAGGAAGUCCGAGAGGAGAAGAGCCAACUCCAGAGAGACCUGGGGGAGAAUGUUGACAUGGUGCAGCGUAUGAAAGAGGAGAUUAAUGCUCAGGGGACCAGCUAUCCGGACCACACAGAGCUGAUGGCGCAAGAGAAUGACUCCCAGCAGAAUCUGCAGGUGUGGUCCCUGCGGAUCCAGCGCCUGUCCGAGCAGCUCUCUCAGAAGUUGCGCCAGCGAUGGACAUCUGCGCUGCUGGCCUCCGCUGAGCUCAGUGACCGAAGGCUGGCCAAUCAGCUGCUGCCCAGCAUGCCAUAUCUGGAGCCCCUUACCGUCGGUCUCCGGAGGCGCACUCAACAGCUGCAGGACUUGCUGUCGACCCGACUGGUGUUCCUGCAGAGGCUCGCUGUAGCCUAUAGGAACCACUAUGAGGCGCUGUGGCAGCAGGAAGCAGCAGCCCUGGAGCAGAGUGGCCUGAUGGAUCAGGCUCGGAAGAGCGCCUCUCGUCAGCCGUGUCCGCCUCAAGAUGUCCUCCGGCGCCUCCUGCUGGAGAGGAGGGCGUUUCAUCUACAGGAAAUGGCCGUGGUUGUCCAGCGCCUCGAGGAAGGAGGAGCUGAACUAGAGAAGGCCCUGAGUGUGGAGCUCCAGCACCGGACGCAGGCCAACCAGCGCCUGAGGGAGCUGUGCUCGCGCACGCCAGCCGAGCCCAGCGCGCUCUGCCUCCACCUCCAGCAGGAGACCACCCGCCGCCUCAGGGCGGCCGAGUGUGAGCAGGCCAUCUGCCAGGCCUUGGGCAGUGAGCAGGACCGUGUUGCUUCCAUCACCAAGGUAACCCAGGAGCAGCGCAGCCAGAUGGUGGCGCCAGUGAGCCUGCUCCAGCCCCCGGUCCCCGAGCACACUAAGCUCCAGCAGGACAACCAGCAGCUCCACUCCAGCCUGCAGCAGGCCCUCAGUCACACACAGGCUGUGGAGGAGAAGUUACAACAUCUCCAGGAGGCUCAUGAUCUCUCGUCUCAGCGGUGCAGUGAGCAGUUACUCCAACUAAAGGAACUGCAGGACAAACUCACGCAUGCUCGGGCCCUGGCCCAGAGUAAGAUGACUCCCAGUGCUGUUGAAAUGCAAAAGAUGAAGGAUCGACUGGUGACCAUGGAGAUGCAGAACACAAGCCUCAACACCAACCUCCAGCAAGAGCUGGAGAGGCUGACGUCAGUGCUGAAACACAAGGAGGAGUUGAUCCGUAAGCUGAAGGAGGAUUUGAGGAUGAAGCAGCAGGUCGAUGAGCACUCAUUUGUGGAGGAUUAUACUUCCAAACAUCGCGGCCACCAGGAGGAGAUUCCGCAGCAGCAGCAGAAAAUUGCUCAGUUAGAGAGCCUUCUAUCCAGCCAACAGGAGGAAGCCGAACGAUGGAAACGGCGCGCUUACAGGCUUAAGGAGGGCCGGCGAGAGGGGGGUCUCCACACGCCCACCAAGCACACACGCCCACCCACACCUACUAAAAACGCGGCCUUGAAACACACACUCCCACUCACGCCCACCAAACCCACGCACGCACAGGCCAAGCCGUCGCCCAGCAAGCGUCCGGCGCUCGGCGAGGCCCCCCUGGUGAACUCCCCCCACUGCCCGCUGCUGGGUUCUCCCAAGAGCCUGUUCUUCGACAUGCCGCCAGGAACCAACGCCCCGCCCGCCUCGCGCACCAAGGGCUUCUUCGACCACCCCACCCUGGCGCCGUCAACAGUAGGCACAGACAGUGAGGGAGACGAGGCUGACCCAAUGGCUUCUGAGGGGGGAGUCAGCGCGGCCAAGAAGUAUGACUGGAUGCCACGGUCCCCCAAACAGGGUCAACAGUGUGAAACUCAGUGAUCACCCUUGUCCUGUCCAUUUUUUUUUUCCUGUCUUGUUUUUUUUUUAUGUGUAGUAAUAAUUAAUUGUAUAUAAGUUCAAGAAUGGUUCAUUCUUUCUUUUACCAAUAAUUUUCAUACGGAUGGAUUGUCUUGUUAUUAAAGGAGAUUCCACAUUUCAUUAUCCUAUUGUGUUGCUAUGGCCAACAAGUGUCCAUUGUUCCUUGCCUUAUGACCACAACACGCAGCUUGUUCUCUGACACUCAAGCCAGAGACUCACCAAACAAACUAGCUUCGCCUGUGUCUGGGCCAACAAGGUACACUUCAACCACAAAGACUGCAGCCAACGGCCAACUAGCACAUAUGUUCUAAGAUAUGUGUUCACGGCUGUGUUUCAGUGCAAAGGCGAGUUACAACUCUCCUUGAGUACACGGGAGUGACCGAGCAUUUCCGUGAACGGACGUCUAAACUGACACAGUACCAGUACCUGUU
Clupea harengus (Atlantic herring) is the source of this 8400-nucleotide messenger RNA. RefSeq names its product centromere protein E (gene cenpe). Gene Ontology annotation, molecular function: microtubule motor activity; microtubule binding; ATP binding. Gene Ontology annotation, cellular component: microtubule. The record is from RefSeq and is a predicted model, not a curated record. Gene Ontology annotation, biological process: mitotic cell cycle; microtubule-based movement. Lineage: Eukaryota; Metazoa; Chordata; Actinopteri; Clupeiformes; Clupeidae.